AUGACAGAGGCUAGCAUCGUAUCACGGGAUUCUACACAUCAUAUUCUUGCCAAUGGCUCAAAUUUUAGCUCUAUGAGACCCAAUUUUCGCAGCUCAUUUCCUGCGUCAAAUGGAACAUCAGGGCUUUCGUCACUUGCGCAGAGAUUUCGAGAAAAUUGGCUUAAAUGCAAUCCACCAUUUCGCGAUACUGAUGACUCCUUAACGAAUCUUACUUGGUUGUUCAACUCCGUGAGGCACAAUCUUUCACUAAACAAGUGCUUCGAGAAGGUUCCACGCGAGAAGGGCGAGCGUGGCAAGGGGGGCUUCUGGCGCGUCAAUCCCCGUCACGCGGAUUGGUUGGAGGCGAAUUUGGCCAAGUGUCGGAGGGCCGCCCCGCCCCCAGGUCCACCGCCUCCGAUACCGCGUUCCCUUCUCCUCGAGAAACAGCAGGAGCAACAGCACACCGACGGUUUCUACUUCACCUUUCCACAGCAGCAGCAACAGCAACCGCCACCACCGCAGAACGCCCCAACUCUCAUCUGUUACCAGUCGGUUGCCAUGCCGCCGGACGUCUCAAACGAGGUGGAGGCGGUGACUGUGAAGGAGGCGCCUGACCCGGCUCAUCAACAGCCGCCAGCUCCACCGCCACAACCACCACCGCAGCCACACGUCCGAAGACGGAAAACGCCACCCUGCUCGAUGUACCCGACUGCCGAGAAGGCGGAGGGGGAACCGGACUUGGUAGAGGUCAUUCGGAGACCGCCACAGUACCCAGCCUUCACUAACAGAAAGAGGUUGGCAUUGGGCGCGUCGGCUUCGAGAAAUCGACCUCCCUACGGCACGUUGACAGCCCCCGCGUGGUCACAGCCUGUUGGGUUCAAACGGGAGCCUGGAAGGUCAAACUGCAAUGAUGGAUAUUACGACUCGAAGUCGUGGAAAGCGGAGGAUGGUUGCGGAAGAGCUUCCCACUUUCAGGUUUUUCGGUCUUUCGGUUACUACCCAUCGAAAUUUCUCGUCUCAACUGACAUCCUGGCUUCGUCUUCCUUUGCAAUUCGAAGACGCCGAACUCGUGAACUGAUGGACACCACAGACCCUUUUUAUGUGCCUCCUAGGCGACCACAAUUUCCACAGUCUUCUGACGCCACCUACGAAUACAAACCCACGACCAGCAUUUCGUCUGCUUACCCCUACACUUCUACCUCUGACGAUUCCACCUCUUGCAAGCGUCGAGUUGAGACACAGGUGAGGCAUGAUCUGCCCGAAGAACAGACGCUUCUUUUGCCAGAUCACCUCAACCUAUCCUGUUUGGACUCGCUCUCCAACAUCACCGCAGAGCCGACUAGCAUGGAAACGAACAGCGCUGUUAUGAGUUCGUGGAAAGAGGACUUUCUCGAUUUCCCUGGCGUCUUGCCCUGGCAAACAGUCUCGUCGUCUGUGGACGAGAGCAGUAACCUCACCGUGGAAUGCAACACACCUGAUUUGGAGCCCACGGGUCGCGCAAUCCAGUCUUCGACGUCGUCCAGUCCAAGUCCUCUGGCGUCGUUCGCUUCAUUUGGUCAGUCGACGGCCAGUUCGGCGUCUUCGAACGCCGAUUCGGGUGUCGCGUCGCUGGUCAACCCCUCCGACGGCCUGGACUUGGGUCCGCUAGAUCUCGAUUUCGACACCGUCUCGUCGGCCCUCAACGAUCUUGUCGAGUCCAACGGAUGCUCAAUUCCACCUAUCGACGUCGACUUCGGCGACCUGGGUGAUUCCAUUCACAAGUCUCUCGCCGCCACACCGCUGACCAAUUCGACGUCUUCAUUCAGCCAACACUCUGGUGACGGCUAUGCCGAUUCUGCCUGGAACUAUGGCGUGGGUGGCACCGCUGGCGGCGGAUUCUACGAGAACGGCUUGAGCCUGACGUAG
Messenger RNA from Mesocestoides corti, 1884 nucleotides. Lineage: Eukaryota; Metazoa; Platyhelminthes; Cestoda; Cyclophyllidea; Mesocestoididae. The record is from the annotation of a GenBank genome assembly.